CUCGUUGCGGACGGGCGGGCGCGGGGACGCGAUGGCGCCGCCGCCGCCUCCUCGCCGGCCAGGGCUGCACCGCCGGGGCUGAGCCGCCGCCCGAGCCGUGAGCAGAGCGGCCGCGGGGCGCGCCCGCAUCGCGGGAGGAUGGGCUGUGGCGGGAGCCGGGCCGAUGCCAUCGAGCCCCGCUACUACGAGAGCUGGACCCGAGAGACCGAGUCCACCUGGCUCACCUACACCGACUCGGACGCGCCGCCCAGCAGCGCCGCCCCGGACAGCGGCCCCGAGGCGGGCGGCCUGCAGGCGGGUGUGCUGGAAGAUGGACUGUCCUCCAAUGGUGUGCCUCGAUCCACAGCGCCAGGUGGAGCACCCAACCCAGAGAAGAAGAUGAGCUGUGGGACCCAGUGCCCGAAUCCCCAGAGCCUCAGCUCAGGCCCUCUGACCCAGAAACAGAAUGGCCUUCGGACCACAGAAACUAAAAGAGAUGCUAAACGAAUGUCUGCAAAAGAAGUCACCAUUAACGUUACAGACAGCAUCCGACAGGUGGACAGAAGUCAAAGAAUCACGAAGAACUGCGUCAACUAGCAGAGUGUUCAACUAGAAGAACAGAUGGUCUUCUUUGGUGCCCUUCACAUACUGGAUGCCAUCAAGGAAGCCUGAGGAAGUGGAUGCCCCUUGCUGAACGUGAAUGUUGCUGAGUGCCUUGAGAGACUGUCUCACCUGGCAGCCAGUGGCCGUCUGAGCUGUCAUGACACUCUCAGCCUCCUAUUUAUCACGUCAAUGUAUUGGCACGGCACUCACGUAUGGUAAUCGACUGCAAAUGUACAGUUCUGCUUGCCUCCUUGCAGCUCCUGCAGUACAGUCUGGUGUAAAAGUAGUGAGCUAAAGCCACAAACCCAUUUAUGAAGCACAGAGAGGUAGAAGGGGCGGAUUGAUUCCAUGUGUGAUAGAUUCACACGUCGGUUCUAAGCGCUCCUGGCCACGGUAAUGUGCACUGCUUCAGGCAAGCUUUUUCUUGUGUUCUUUCUUUUUGAGUAUCACCAUCACAGAGCUUACCAUGUUCACUUAAAAGGUUGCUUUCACCCAACUCUAAACCACUGUUUCUAAAGCAAGAAACAGCAAACCUCCGUGUUAUUCUUGUUUCCUUAGCUCAGUAUGAGACAGAGGCAGAUGCAAUUUCACACAAACUAACCCCGCCAACCCCCACAGUGGCGUGUCUUUGGGAGGUCUCUAUGAUGCAGUCACACCCACUUCUCUGUCUUCAAUGGCCCCCAUGCUGAUGUCCAUGUCAGCCUCUGAACCACAAUAUCACAGUUGUUGUGGUUGAUGCAUCCAACCUGGGAUGCCUAGGAUGCAUUUUUCGUAGCUUUCCAAAUUCCUUUGCUUGUAUUCUUCAGUGUUUUCUCUCUCUAGUUGGGUCAUUUGCAAUUGUUAAAGACUGGACACUGCUCACAGGAGGGAGAUAAUCCAGAAUAUGUUGGCAGCUUCCCUUUACACAGCACAGGGCUUCCCUUCAGCCUCUCUGUACACAGCCCCAGGACGAUGUCCUUUUGGUACCUGCAGAGGAAUCACUUUAGAAAGUCAGUAGUACCUGGUUGAUGCACAUUCACACUGACAUUGGACUGGCAUGUACUGUGUUAGAGAUGAGGUAGCUGAUGCAGUAAAAAAGAAAAAAAAGUGUUUUGAUAGGAAUAAAAUUUUCUAGCAUUUUUUUAAACAUGUUAAGGUGGAAUUAUUUUCCUCCACAGUAAUGUAGCAUGAUUUUUAAAGGACUGUUAACAUGCCUGGGGUUGGGAAAGGUAGGACUGAAAUUGUACCAAAUGAUACCAAUAAACUCCAUGUUAGCAGAUAGAUGGUGUGUGUUUAUAUCACAGAGUUCAGAGAAUUGACAUGAGCAGGGUAGAACUCAGAUACUCGGCCUCCUCACCUGCCAACUCUUAUUCCCCAAACACAAGUGGGCAGUGUCUUUUCUUUCUUCCUUCCUUCUUCUCUUCUUCCUUCCUUCCUUCCUUUGGUAGAUUGCAUAUUUCUUCCAUAACAUUAAAUGCCAUGUGUCAGGAACCAUGCAGAUGCUGAGAGAUUUGGAAUCUGGCCAAUCAAAAUUGUAUAUCCUGAAUCCCACAGUGGUCUUAAUAACUAGGAGACCAACUUAGAUGCUAAGGUAUAGUGUGUGUUGUAGAUUGCGCUGCAGUGUAAUCUCACUUUUAUAUUCAGGAUAGGUUUCUGUCUCAAAUUCCAGAUCUGGGUGUUUUCUUAAUCACUAUGAGACUUUACGAGACACAAAACUAUGGUUUUCCCAAUCCUCUAUUAUUUUCUGAUUCUUUGAAAAAGGGCUUUUCAGGAACUUAAUGUUCUUAAAAAAUUUUUUUAAAUAAUAAAAGCAAAACCUGUGACUCCUGUGUCCCCAGUGGCAUUACUCAGCAGGAGCCCCCAGCUGCCAAAGCUUGGCAUUGAUCCUGCCAGUACAAGGGCUCGCUCUCCCAGGGCACGUGCUUUGUGUUUUAUGUAGGGUAUUCCUUUUCCAGUCCCUGUGCUGUCUGUCAGCCAUGGGCUAAGCCUAGUUUCUCUUUACAACCUUGUUUUUGCAUCACUUAAGUGCUACAUGUUGUUUGGAAUUUAUCAACUUGAGAGGGUGCCUCUGUUUUAUAUAGAAACAAUUUCUCACUUCUGAGGGAGAAGGGGACGAGGACAUACAUGAUCUUUCUGCAGAACAACCUGGAUUUCACCAAGACAGUGACCAGAAGUUAAAACAUGUUACUGGAAAUUCGUCUGGCAAUUUUUUCAUGCGCGUAUGAUACGGGAACUGAGUCUUACUAUCCUAUCGGCAUAACACUUUCUAUUGCAAGUUUGUGUCAAUAAAGUCAUCAAUUUCAAACAUAUGGACAGUUA
Equus quagga is the source of this 2880-nucleotide messenger RNA. It is a transcript of the gene BAALC, whose product is annotated as BAALC binder of MAP3K1 and KLF4. NCBI's taxonomy places the organism in Eukaryota, Metazoa, Chordata, Mammalia, Perissodactyla, Equidae. The record is from RefSeq and is a predicted model, not a curated record. The coding region runs from base 139 to 576 and encodes 145 amino acids. Gene Ontology annotation, cellular component: cytoplasm. The transcript is spliced from 3 exons.